GAGUAAAAAUGGCUUGGUUUUUUACCUUUCUUCUUUUCUUUCUUGUCUCUUCCGCUAAUGCUUGUAAUCGUUGUAUUUCCCAAUCUAAGGCAGCUCAUUACUACGAGGAUACUCCAACCUCAUAUGGAGGUGCAUGUGGGUAUGGAAAUUUGGCCUUGGAAAUGUCUAAAGGCUAUUUUGCAGCCGCUGUCCCUUCUAUCUAUAGAGAAGGAAUGGGUUGUGGUGCUUGCUACCAGAUAAGAUGCAAGAAUGCAACAUUAUGUAACACAGUUGGGACCAAAGUAGUUUUGACAGAUCAAAAUUCCGAUAACAGAACAGAUUUUGUUGUUAGUAGAAAAGCAUUUUCAGCUAUGGCUUUAGAUGGCAAAGGCCAACAACUUUUGAAAACUGGAAUUGUUGAUAUUGAAUACAAAAGGAUACCUUGUGAAUACAAUAAAAAUUUAUUAAUACAAGUAGUAGAAUGGAGCCACAAUCCAUAUUAUUUGGCUAUUAAAUUCCUUUACCAAGGAGGCCAAACAGACAUAACUGCAGUCAGUCUAGCAUCUCAGGAUGGUUCUGGAGAUUGGCAGUACAUGAAAAGAAACUAUGGAGCUAUUUGGGAUACAAAUAAAGUGCCAGAAGGAGCGAUAAAGAUGGUGGUGAUUGUAGUUUCAGGUUACAAGAAUGGAAGAGGGAUAAUGAUAAAUUAUGCACUUCCUGCUGAUUGGAAAAAUGGAGAGAUUUAUGAUACUGGAAUUCAAAUCAAAGAUAUUGCUACUGAAGCAUGCAAUCCUUGGAGAUGUGGUGACCAACCAUGGAAUUAAUCGAUGAUCAAAUAUAUAUAUAUGAUUCAUGAUUAAUUGAAGUUUUAGUUACAAAUAUAUGAUAAUGUGUGCAUAUUUCCCUUUUAUUUGUGUAUUGGUGUUUGGUGGAAUGUUAAUGUAAUUGUUGUAAUAUGAAAUAAAUGGAAUGCAAUAUCAAUAAUUUGUGAAUAAUAUAAUAGAUCUUUUUUAACCC
This is a messenger RNA of Cucumis melo (muskmelon), 996 nucleotides long. RefSeq names its product expansin-like A2. Gene Ontology annotation, cellular component: plant-type cell wall; plasmodesma; extracellular region. NCBI's taxonomy places the organism in Eukaryota, Viridiplantae, Streptophyta, Magnoliopsida, Cucurbitales, Cucurbitaceae. The transcript is spliced from 5 exons. The record is from RefSeq and is a predicted model, not a curated record. Bases 9 to 803 code for a protein of 264 amino acids.